This is a messenger RNA of Spinacia oleracea (spinach), 2083 nucleotides long. Its product is annotated as threonine synthase, chloroplastic. Gene Ontology annotation, biological process: amino acid metabolic process. Gene Ontology annotation, molecular function: pyridoxal phosphate binding. The coding region runs from base 109 to 1677 and encodes 522 amino acids. The record is from RefSeq and is a predicted model, not a curated record. The transcript has 2 exons. Lineage: Eukaryota; Viridiplantae; Streptophyta; Magnoliopsida; Caryophyllales; Amaranthaceae.
AUCGACCAUAGUUUAUUCCAAAAAUAGUUGCAUAAUAUUAGCGCGAUAAGGCAUCCCCAUUUUGCAAAUCACCACAAUCCCUCAUUUUCUCUCUCCUCUUCUCUACCAAUGGCGGCGUCCUCUUCUUCCCUCUUCAACCCUGCCACUUCCACCGCGACCUCUCUCUUCCAAAACCCCAAACCCAAACUUAACAACCACCGCCUCCACCGUCACCCCAAACCAACCCCCAUUUUCACCCUCCCCCCAAUCACCGCCACCUCCUCCACCUCCACCCACCGCGCUGCCCACGAAGAUAUCCGCGAAGAGGCCCGCCGCCAUGCCAAAUCCCAUAACUUCUCCGCCAAAUACGUCCCCUUCAACGCCUCACCUGAAUCCACCGAGUCUUAUUCCCUCGAUGAGAUCGUCUACCGCUCCCGCUCCGGCGGCCUGUUGGAUGUUCAACACGACAUGGAUGCGCUCAAGCAAUUUGACGGAAAUUACUGGAAAUCCCUCUUCGAUUCCCGCGUUGGGAAGACCAAUUGGCCGUAUGGCUCAGGCGUUUGGUCUAAGAAAGAGUGGGUUCUCCCGGAGAUUGAUGGCGACGAUAUCGUGUCAGCUUUUGAAGGUAACUCCAAUCUCUUCUGGGCUGAGCGUUUUGGGAAACAGUUUCUGGGUAUGUCUGAUUUGUGGGUGAAACAUUGUGGGAUUAGUCAUACUGGUAGUUUUAAGGAUCUGGGUAUGACUGUUUUGGUUAGUCAGGUUAAUAGGUUGAGGAAAAUGAAACGCCCUGUUGUCGGUGUCGGUUGCGCUUCAACUGGUGACACUUCUGCUGCUUUGUCAGCUUACUGUGCUUCUGCGGGGAUUCCGUCCAUCGUGUUUUUGCCUGCUGAUAAGAUUUCCAUGGCUCAGUUGGUUCAGCCGAUUGCUAAUGGGGCUUUUGUGUUGAGUAUCGAUACUGAUUUCGAUGGUUGUAUGCAGUUGAUUAGGGAAGUAACAGCCGAGUUGCCGAUUUAUUUGGCAAAUUCUUUGAAUAGUUUGAGGCUUGAGGGGCAGAAAACUGCUGCUAUUGAGAUUUUGCAGCAGUUUGAUUGGGAAGUGCCUGAUUGGGUGAUUGUUCCUGGUGGGAAUUUGGGGAACAUUUACGCCUUUUAUAAGGGUUUUAAAAUGUGCUAUGAAUUGGGGCUUGUUGAUAAGAUGCCGAGGUUGGUGUGUGCUCAAGCUGCUAAUGCUAAUCCGUUGUAUUUGCAUUAUAAGUCAGGGUGGAAGGACUUUAAGGCUAUAAAAGCUAAUACUACAUUUGCUUCAGCUAUUCAGAUUGGUGAUCCUGUAUCAAUUGACAGGGCGGUUUUCGCUUUGAAAAAUUGUAAUGGUAUUGUUGAAGAGGCAACCGAGGAAGAACUAAUGGACGCUAUGGCUCAAGCUGAUUCUACUGGGAUGUUUAUUUGCCCGCAUACCGGUGUUGCUUUGACUGCAUUGUUUAAAUUGAGGAAUAGUGGUGUCAUAGGACCAAAUGAUAGGACGGUUGUUGUGAGUACUGCUCAUGGGCUGAAAUUCACACAAUCAAAGGUUGAUUAUCAUUCAAAGUCUAUCCCUGAUAUGUCUUGCAAGUUUGCGAAUCCACCUGUGCAAGUGAAGGCAGAUUUUGGGGCCGUAAUGGAUGUUCUUAAAGGAUAUUUGAAUAAGACUCCAAAAGUUUAGGUCUGAGACAUCCAUGACGAGAAAUGAUGCUGUGGAUUUGGCAGUGAAGAUUAAGCAGAUUUUGAAAGAGAAAUAUGCGAUUGACUUUGUGGACCUACAGUCUUAUUUUGUUGCGGAAUAGGAUGCUGAUAAAUGGGACAUCUAGCUCCAUAAGAGACUGUUAGAGAAGCUCCAAUUAGGUGCUUCUCCCCCCUCUCCUAGAAACUACUUUGGGCUUUUUGUAAACUUACUGUACUAAAAAAACCCACCUGUUUGGCCUAACAUGUGUUUCUCAAGUUCAGAAUUACUUCCAAAAGCUUGGCCAAACAACUCUUAAGUUAUAAUCAAUCGGUUUUGAUGAACUCCAACUUUUGGGUACCGCGAAUUAUAGCUGAUGUGUGUUAAUGAAUAUCUACCAUUCUACGUA